GGAGGCUUGACUUCUCUCUCCAGAGGCUGCAGAAACACACGUCAAAACAUGGUCAUGUUGCAGAGGUGCGUUUUAAACAGAAUUUUCCAAAAGUUUUAUUCAGGAAAUCAAGAAAGACCUCCAAGUUUGCUGUCAGCUGGGUUGCUGCUGGGUGGACACAGAGCUGCUGGGCACAGGAGCAAAUCAAGUGUUCCAGAUGUAAGGGAGCGGACUCUUAUUGCUGUAAAGCCUGAUGGAGUUCAGCGCCGUCUUGUGGGACAAGUCAUUCAGCGGUUUGAGCAGCGGGGCUUCAAACUGGUCGGCCUUAAAAUGUUGCAGGUGCCUGAGGAUCUCCUGUCUCAGCACUACUCUCAACUGAGGACUAAGCCCUUCUAUCCCCGGCUGCUGCAGUACAUGACCUCAGGGCCGGUGGUUGUCAUGGUGUGGGAAGGGCACAAAGUUGUCCAGGCGACACGAACAAUGGUGGGACAUACUAACCCAGCUGAGGCCCAGGCAGGCACCGUCAGAGGAGAUUUCAGCUAUCAUGUCAGCAGGAAUGUGGUCCAUGCCAGUGAUUCCCUGGAGGCGGCGCAGAGAGAGAUCCAGCUGUGGUUCCAGAAAAAGGAGCUGCUGAACUGGGACUGCAUUGACCAGACCAUCACCUGUGAGGUGUGAGGGUGCUGAGAGUUGGGCACAGUGGGAAUGAAUAAUAAUACCUCUUCUCUUGCUGCUUAAAGGUCUGUCUAUUGUGGCAGUGUGACGACACCGCAGUUAUUUAAACAGAUGAGGCAGUGUUCCUACCAAAUAAUUUACCUCAGUAAGUGUACUUACUCACAGUCAGAGAGAUUUUUGUUGAAACACAUGUGACUUGAGUUUUUUUUUUUAAUUGUGUAAAUCAUGCUACAUUAGCAACAACGCACAUAUAAAUGUAUAGCUGUUACACCUUUAACUGAACAGCCAUAACAGGAAAAGUUUGGCCUCAGGGUGAGAUUUGUGAAGAGAUCAUUUGUGAUUUAGAUACAGUAAUUCUGCAGGGUGGAGCCAUAGUGGAUUCAUUUAAAGAAAUAAUUCACCCACAAAAUUAUUUUGUAUAUCAUUUACUCACCCCGUGUUACAUUGAAUACAUGAAGAAACCUUUUUUUCUUGCCUCCAAGGUGAACGAAGAAUCCAAAAGAACUGAAAAAAUGUAUGAUGAAUUGAAGUAAAACUAUAUAAAACCAUCCAUUUACAAACUCUCAAACAACUCAUGCAGAUAAAGAUAUCACAAAUAAAAUUUUGCAAAAAUAUGUACUAACUGUAAAGCAAUAAUGAUAAAUAAGUGAAAUACACUUUAUUUGUUUAAUAAAUGAUAUGUAGUAGUGUUGUUUUGGGAGCAGCCUAAUAAGCACACUAAAAACCUUUAUUAGGAGUGUUUACUUAAAGCUACAGUAUGUCCUCAAAUAGCCUACUUUGAGUGUAAUUAUUCUACUUUACUUAAAUUGUAAUCAUGUAAAUUUGUGUGACUAAGAUUUUUAAAUAAUCCUCCUGCCCCCGUUUAAAAGAAAAAAUAAAUAAAAUAAGAGCGUGACUAGUUUCAGGUUCCCACCUCUCUUAGGAAUUGUCUAAAAUUGGACGAGUUGUUUAUAUUUUAGCCAAAAUGUGCUGGUGCUAUCUGUGUCAAAGUGUACUAAAGUAACAUGAUUAUGGUAAUUUACCUCCAGCUGCUUUCACUGAACACUGAAUGAUUCCACUUUCGUGGAUGUUGACAUCCUGAAUGUCACUUUUUGGAUUCUUAACACAGCUCAAUAUCAACUAUAAAAUGACUUAUCUGUAAUUAUUAACAUAAUCUUUUCAAAUUGGUAUGUUUUGAUCAUAUAACUUGUCUUUGUCAUAAUACGGAAAAAAGUUUGGAGUAAGCUCAAAGAUGUGAUACAGAAACGAUAUAAAAAUACACAUAAUUCAUGUUGUAUUUCAGCCAGUAUAUUAUCAGCAAUGUGUCCUGUUUGUUUAAUGUGUUGCACAUUUUGUCAUAAUAUGCUCCAGAGCUGAAGUCACAAUAAAAAACACAGAAUCAGAAAA
Molecule: messenger RNA, 2037 nt
Organism: Plectropomus leopardus (leopard coralgrouper)
Lineage: Eukaryota; Metazoa; Chordata; Actinopteri; Perciformes; Serranidae
Gene: nme4
Product: NME/NM23 nucleoside diphosphate kinase 4
Biological process (GO): GTP biosynthetic process; UTP biosynthetic process; CTP biosynthetic process
Molecular function (GO): nucleoside diphosphate kinase activity
Source: RefSeq, a predicted model, not a curated record